Aricia agestis (brown argus) is the source of this 13984-nucleotide messenger RNA. RefSeq names its product dynein axonemal heavy chain 5 (gene Dhc1). The record is from RefSeq and is a predicted model, not a curated record. The coding region runs from base 1 to 13974 and encodes 4657 amino acids. Gene Ontology annotation, cellular component: dynein complex. Lineage: Eukaryota; Metazoa; Arthropoda; Insecta; Lepidoptera; Lycaenidae. Gene Ontology annotation, molecular function: ATP hydrolysis activity; ATP binding; dynein light intermediate chain binding. The transcript is spliced from 48 exons. Gene Ontology annotation, biological process: microtubule-based movement.
AUGUUCGUAUACAAUAUAAAGCCUGGAUCCAGUGAGGAAGAGGAAGAAGAGGAUGUGACUGAUAUACUUCAGAAAAGGCGAGAAGAAUGCGAACGCAAGGCAAGAAGAGGGGAAAUGGAUCCUCGCCUGGAAUUCACUUUUCAACUGUUGUUGGAUGGUACAGGCUUGCCUAGACACGCUAUAAUGGAUCAUGUUUUUGAAGGAAAUAUGCUCGACGACAUUAAUCAGUUAUUUUUACCCCACAUGAGAAAUAAACUACUUUGGUACUAUCAAAACGUCGAAGAAGUUGAACAACGACCGCAAGCCGAAAAUAGUAAGCAAAGGCAACAAGGACAAGUCAAACAAACUGCAUCGCAAGUGAUAAUGAAAAAGAAAUUAUUUUUAUCCGAUGGUUGGGAUGUGAAAUUCACUGGCAUAUGUAUUUAUAUGUUUAGGAUUAACGUCAGCAAACAGUUACCAGAAGAAGGAUUUCAUAAGGACUUGUUUUGCGGUAUUCUAAACGCUGAUAAAGUUGGAUUAGUAACGGCAAUCGAAAGGGUGAUGGAACAUGUAUAUAUGAAUGCAUUAGCGCAUCCCAACAUAUGUGAAGAUGUUUGUAAUCAAGUAAAUAUUUUUCACGAUGGUCAAUCUCUUAUGGAAAAUAUACAAAAUCCGAAUGACCUCAAAGAAUUGGCAAAGGUUCCUUCAACAAUAACUCUACUGGAAAACAGAGUCAACGAAUGGAUAAAAAAAAUAAUGGAGAUUUUAAGUGAAAGCGAACAAUUACGAAGAGAAGUAGACUCAAGUGGGCCGCAAGAUGAGUUAGAGUAUUGGAAAAAACGAGGUGCUCAGUUUUCACAGCUUGCAUCAUAUUUACAGGAUAAUGAAGUACAACUGACUUUGUCAUGUCUUCAAUUGUCGUGUUCGAAAGUAAUAAAACAAUGGAGGGAUACCGAUCACAAAAUAACAUUUUGCUACAAUGAAGCUAAGGACAAUGCAAAAUUCAUUCAGGCGAUGGAAAAAUGCUGUCAUUCUUUAUAUUUAGACGAUCCAGUUAAAAUUAAGGAUUCCAUUUUGAAUUUGUUACAAACUGUCAGACUAAUCCACAGUGUUUCCCAAUUUUAUAAUACAUCAGAAAGAAUAUCGUCAUUGAUGGUUAAGAUAACAAACCAAAUGAUAGAAACCUGCAAACAAUAUAUUACUUGCCGCUUCAAAGAAACGAUUUGGUCUCAAAAUCGUGAUUUAGUGAGAAAUAAACUAAUACAUUGUAUUAACCUGAAUAAAACAUACCGAGACACAUAUAUUUUUGUAAAAAAUCAACCAUUCCUUCCUAAUACUGAGCAAUUUAGUUUUUCCGAAAAUUAUGUUUUCGGAAAAUUUGAUACGUUCUGUAACCGACUGAACAAAAUUAUAUCUAUGUUUGAUUUAAUGGAUGAUUACAAUCAUUUAUUUGAAAAAAGGAUGGAGGGUCUUCUAUUAGGCGAAGAUUUGGAAGAAGCAAUUAAUUUCUUCGCAGAAGCAAAAAAAGCAGUCACCACUUGCCAAUAUGAUUACCUAGACUAUAGAAAUAAUGAAUUUGAUAAAGACUUCCAGGCUUUUGAAGAUAAAACAAAUGCUCUAAAACAAUCAAUCGGGAACACCAUAGAAUCUAAUUUUUCAAGUGUUUGGGAAACACCACAAGGAAUUAAGUUUUUAACUAGAUUUGAAAAGGUCAGCAAAAAAAUAGAAAUAACUAAACUUGGCGAAAAGUAUAACCGAGUAUUAAAAUACAGUGAAAAGGAAGUGGAUAAAAUUAUGAAGAUGUUCAAGAGACAAAAAGACGAUCCUCCAUUACCACGAAACUAUUCACCCGUUGCUGGUCGUAUAAAAUGGGCCCGAUGUUUAAUGUAUAAUAUGACAGAAACCGUGGAAAGCGUUUGUGCUCAUCCGGUCUUACAUGCUUUGCCUGCGGCGGCAGACAUGAUGAAGAAGUAUUCCGCCACACGUAAUCUUAUUAUCAACUAUGAAGAUACUAUGAGAGCAGUAUGGAUGAAUCAAAAUAUUUGGGAUGUGGAUGACAGUCUCACUAACAGUCUGUUAAAAAUUGAUGACUCCGGCAGGCUAAGUGUGAACUUAGAUCAUAAAAUCAAACUGCUUAUUCGAGAAUCAGAUUGUUUAAUUAAGAUGGGUCUCGAUCUUCCAAUUGUUUGCCACUCUCUUUACUUCAAAAAAGAGUACUUUACUCUAAUUAACGAUUCUUUACAGUUUUUAUUGGAAGAUUAUUUACGGACUGUCCGUCAAGUAAAAUUGGAAGUUCGACCGCUAUUAUUACCUCAAGUUGUAAGAUUAUCUUCACUAUUGCUGCCAGGUCUACGAAGUGUUACUUGGACUUGUGAGGAUUGGAAGGAGUUUAUUGAUAGAGCUAAUGGAGCCAUUACAAGUUUUGAUGUCUUAGUAACAAGAGUUCACGACAUUUAUGUCAACAGAAUAAUUUAUGUUUUAGCUGGUAUGCAAGAGGUUACACUCGUUACUUUGCCAGAUGAAAAUCCUUGGUCGAUUGAUGAAUUUUUGGACCACAUCGAGAGCGGCUGUCGAAACGCUAGCAUGGAGUUGAAUAGAAAAAGUCUUAUGGUAGAAGAAGCUGUUGAAGAAAUUCUGGAACUUGUUAAGAAGGCUGCUCAACAAUUUAAGCCAUGUGAAAUUAAUCCUGACUUUGAGUUUCUUGUAGCCGAAGAUGAUGCACAUUCAACCGCUGGUCCGGCUUCCACUAUGAACGAGUCUACAACGAGCGGCCAACAGGAUUGGUCAGCGGUAUGGGAAUGUUUUGAGAAUCCACAUAGGCUUAUUUCGAUACCAGCUGGCGGUCUGUCAAAAAGCAUGCAGGAGAUGGUAAAAAACGCAGUAACAGAAAUGAGGAGAUACUAUAGUCGGAAGGUAAUUGACGUACUCAUAAAGGUGACCAGACGAGCUCUUGACAAAAUAAUCAAAAAGUUUUAUAAUGAACAUCUUGGCGAACAGAAGCGGCCAAUAUUUCUUAUGCACGCCACAUUAAUGAUUCCAAAUGUAUCAAUACAUCCCUCUAUAGACGAAAUACAAGAGGUUUUAGUAGCAGCUGGUAAAUACAUUACGGGUUUAUCGAAAGGUGUAGCACAAUGGAGUGGAGGAAAACCAACGAGGGUAAAUUGGAAAAAGCUGGCAGGUCAACAUAAAAAUCAAUUUGAGCAAGUUAUCACCAAACUUGAUGAACAGGUCCAUACAGUAUCAGCGUCGAACAAUGUGACACAAAAAUCAAGCAAAGGGAAUAAUGACACAACCAAAAUAAAAAGAAAAAAGUAUUAUAGAUUAGAAACAGAAGAAAAACCAGUUUUUCCAUUGCAGCAAAAAAAUUUUUAUAACUACAUAAUGGAAAACAAAGAGACACUUAAAACAGUGACUCUCUUGUCUAUGUGUACACAGAACAUAAAAACGGAACUAACCACACUAGUGAAACGAUGGCGACCAUAUCAUUAUUUAUGGAAAUGUGAAAAAACCUUGCGCCAGCUUCUAGCUUGGAAUCUCAAUGAUUUUGAAAUAUCUUUGAAGAAACAUAGUGAACUGGAUGCGAAAUUAGCUACAGAGCCAGAUGUUUUAAUCAUUGGGAAUUGUCUUGCUAUAUCCACUGAAAAAUUAAAACUUGGACUUUCGACGGAACUAAGAAACGGAACGUUCAGAAUAAGUCAAGCUAUGAGAAAAAAAUACAAACGAGAAAUGGACUAUGUUUAUGCAAUAAUGAAUGAUUUAGAACACAAAUUGGAAAGACCAAUUCGAGACUUAGAUGAUGUUAGAACUGUAAUGGAAACGUUAAAAAAAAUAAGAGAACAAGAGGUUGACAUGGAGUUAAAAAUCGAUCCAGUGGAAGAAGCCUUUAACGUUAUCACUCGAUAUGAUUUACCUGUGAGCAAACAAGACUUAGAACAAGUGGACAAUCUCAGAUACAGUUGGCAACAAUUACAAGCAACAGCGCUAGCAUCCCACGUACAGCUAUUGAAAAUGCAACCACAGUUUGAAAGUGAUUUAAAAUGUAAUUUGAAUAAAUUCAGAGAAGAUAACGCUGAAUACUGCCAUGAAUACCGUCACGCAGGUCCAAUGCAGGCGGGAUUAAGCCCAAGAGAGGCGUCAGAUCGUCUUAUAUUGUUCCAGAAUCGAUUUGAUGGAAUGUGGCGUAAACUACAAACUUAUCAAAACGGCGAGGAGUUAUUUGGCCUACCACAUACGGAAUAUCCAGAGCUUGCUCAAAUAAGAAAGGAAUUAAAUUUAUUGCAAAAACUUUACAAACUAUAUAAUGACGUAAUAGACCGCGUUAGUGGUUAUUAUGAUAUACCCUGGGGAGAUGUUAAUAUCGAAGAAAUAAAUAACGAACUAAUGGAAUUUCAAAACAGAUGUAGGAAACUUCCGAAAGGUCUCAAGGAAUGGCCCGCAUUUUAUGCGUUAAAGAAAACUAUAGACGAUUUCAAUGAUAUGUGUCCACUUUUGGAACUUAUGGCCAAUAAAGCAAUGAAACCUCGACAUUGGCAACGAAUAAUGGAAGUAACUAAGUACAUAUUUGAACUCGAUAGUGAAGACUUUUGCCUAAAAAAUAUUUUGGAGGCACCUCUACUACAAAAUAAAGAAGAUAUUGAGGAUAUUUGCAUUUCAGCCAUGAAAGAAAAAGAUAUUGAAGCUAAGUUACGACAAGUUACAAAUGAAUGGUCGGUCCACGAAUUAACAUUUCAAACAUUUAAUAAUCGUGGUGAAUUAUUACUAAGAGGAGACACCACUGCUGAAACAAUAGGACAGCUUGAAGAUAGUCUAAUGAUUUUGGGUUCACUUUUGUCCAAUAGAUAUAAUGCACCAUUUAGAAAGCAAAUACAACAGUGGCUUUAUGACCUGCAAAGCACUAAUGAAAUUCUGGAAAGAUGGCUACUUGUCCAAAAUAUGUGGGUUUAUCUAGAAGCUGUAUUUGUUGGUGGUGACAUUGCUAAACAAUUGCCUAAAGAAGCUAAACGAUUCUCAAAAAUAGAUAAGUCUUGGCAAAAAAUUAUGCAAAGAGCCCAUGAAACACCUGGAGUUGUGUCAUGCUGUGUAGGAGACGACCUUCUUAGGCAGCUUUUACCCCACCUUCAGGAACAAUUAGAAUUAUGUCAGAAGAGUUUAAGUGGAUAUUUAGAAAGAAAGAGAACAAUGUUUCCAAGAUUCUUUUUCGUCUCAGACCCAGCUUUGUUAGAAAUUCUAGGACAAGCUUCGGAUUCUCAUACGAUUCAAAAUCACUUGUUAUCUAUUUUUGACAAUAUAAGAUAUGUGAAAUUCCACGACAUUGAAUACAAUAAAAUGAUUGCAAUUGUUUCUUCAGAAGGAGAAGAAAUUAAGCUGGAACGUCCAGUCCGUGCGGAAGGUUCAGUAGAAACCUGGCUCACAUCUUUACUUCAAUCCGCACAGAGCAGUCUUCAUUCGAUUAUACGUAAUGCCGUAGCAGUACUUAAUGAUCCUUCUUUUAAUCUGCUUUUAUUUCUUGAUAAAAUGCCAGCACAGGUUGGCUUACUAGGUAUUCAAAUAAUUUGGACUAGAGAUGCGGAACUCGCACUGAUGCAAGCUCGGCAAGAUAAAAAAAUAAUGAUGGAAACUAAUAAUAAAUUUUUGGAACUUCUCAAUACUUUGAUAGACCAAACUACAAGAGAUUUAUUGAAAAUUGACCGAAUCAAAUUCGAAACACUUAUUACAAUACACGUUCAUCAAAGAGACAUUUUUGAUAUGUUGUGCCGUUUAAAUGUCCGGUCUGCAAAUGACUUUGAAUGGUUGAAGCAAUGCCGAUUUUACUUCAAAGAAGAUGCAGAUAAAACGUGGAUAUCCGUAACAGAUGUUACAUUCACGUAUCAGAACGAGUAUUUGGGUUGUACCGAGAGAUUGGUUAUAACGCCGCUUACUGACAGGUGCUACAUUACACUAGCGCAAGCACUAGCAAUGAGUAUGGGUGGAGCACCUUGCGGGCCAGCGGGUACAGGCAAAACUGAGACUGUUAAAGACAUGGGCAAAACUCUUGCUAAAUAUGUAGUAGUAUUCAAUUGCUCCGAUCAAAUGGAUUAUAGAGGUUUGGGAAGAAUCUACAAAGGACUUGCACAAUCUGGUUCUUGGGGAUGUUUCGACGAAUUUAAUCGAAUAGAGCUUCCUGUAUUAUCGGUUGCUGCUCAACAAGUCGCCGUUGUACUAAGUGCGAAGAAAGAAAAAAAGAAGUCGUUCCUUUUCACGGAUGGUGAUAUGUCAGAUAUGUGUCCAGAGUUUGGAAUAUUUAUAACAAUGAAUCCAGGCUAUGCUGGUAGAAAAGAACUGCCAGAAAACUUAAAAAUACAAUUUCGAACAGUUGCAAUGAUGGUACCAGAUCGACAAAUCAUUAUUAGAGUAAAACUUGCUUCGUGUGGCUUUUUAGAAAAUAUAACUCUGGCUCGAAAAUUUUACACCUUGUACAAAUUGUGUGAGGAGCAACUUACAAAACAAGUGCAUUAUGAUUUUGGACUUCGAAAUAUACUUUCAGUGCUAAGAACUCUUGGGGCAGUAAAACGUGUAAAUUCUAAAGACAAUGAAAGCACUAUAGUAAUGCGAGUUUUAAGAGACAUGAAUCUAUCAAAAUUAAUAGACGAGGAUGAACCACUUUUUAUUUCGCUAGUAGCAGACUUGUUUCCUAAUCAAGUUUUAGAAAAAACCACCUACCCAGAGCUAGAAGAAGCAAUAAAAAGACAAGUCGAUCAAAAUGGAUUGAUUUAUCAUCCACCAUGGGUACUAAAAAUAAUUCAAUUAUAUGAAACACAACGCGUACGACAUGGAAUAAUGACUCUCGGUCCUCCUGGGGCAGGGAAGACUACAUGCAUUCAUACAAUAAUGAAUGCUCUUUCUGAAACUGAAAAUCCCCACAGGGAAAUGAGAAUGAAUCCAAAAGCGAUAACAGCUGCACAGAUGUUUGGAAGAUUGGAUGUCGCAACCAACGAUUGGACUGACGGAAUUUUUUCAGCUUUGUGGCGAAAGACGCUUAAAAUAAAAACCGGAGAGCACAUAUGGUUGGUAUUAGACGGUCCUGUAGACAGUAUAUGGAUCGAAAAUCUAAACUCAGUUUUGGAUGAUAACAAGACGCUUACAUUAGCCAAUGGUGAUCGCCUAACAAUGUCCCCCACAUCUAAAAUUAUUUUUGAACCCGAAAAUAUUGAUAAUGCGUCUCCAGCGACUGUGUCGCGUAAUGGUAUGGUGUAUAUGAGCUCUUCUGGUUUAAACUGGGAACCAGUCCUCGGAGCAUGGCUGAAAAUGCGAUCGGCGAGGGAAAUAGAAGUAUUUAACGAAUUAUUUCAUAAGACUUUCCCAAAUAUAUUUACAUGGUGUACACAAAACCUAACAGUUAGUAUGCGAGUUCUUCAAAGCAACAUAAUUUUACAAAUGCUCAAUCUUCUCGAGGGAUUGGUACCUCCUCAGAUUAUUGACACCGAUGAUCACAAUGCAAGUAAGUCUGUAAAUGGAGAUAUAGACGAUGACGAAGAGAAAGAGAAGGUAGAAGAAAUAGUACUUUUCACACAUGAACAAUUACACAAAAUUUACAUAUUUACUUUGGUUUGGGGAUUUGGAUCACUCCUUGAAACACAAGACAGAAUAAGAUUUGAUGAAUAUCUCAAAACUACAUUCAGUGAAGCUCUUAGCCUUCCAAAACAUCCAAACAAUAAACCGAGCUUAGUUUUUGAUUUUUAUGUAAAAAAUCCUGGAAAAUGGGAAUUAUGGGACGACUUAAUAACAAACUAUCAAUAUCCUGAUACAACCACACCUGAUUAUUCAAAUAUUCUGGUGCCAAUCGUGGAUAAUGUUAGAAUUAAUUAUUUAAUUAAUUGCAUAGCCAAGCAAGAUAAAGCGGUAUUAUUGUUGGGUGAACAAGGUUCAGCUAAAACGGUAAUGAUGAAAACGUAUAUGAAAAAUGCUAAUGCUGAGCAAUUUAUGGGACGUUCUUUUAAUUUUUCAUCUGCUACUAGUCCUUAUCAGUUUCAAAAGACCAUAGAAUCUUACGUCGAAAAAAGAAGUGGCAUGAUUUUUGGACCCCCCGGAGGAAGAAAAAUGCUUGUGUUUAUAGAUGAUAUAAAUUUGCCACAAAUUAAUGAAUGGGGUGAUCAAGUUACCAACGAAAUUGUUCGUCAGACUAUGAGCAUGGGUGGAUUCUAUAGUUUAGAAAAACCAGGAGAUUUUACUACUAUUAUAGACAUUCAGUUUUUAGGAGCAAUGGGUCAACCAGGUGGAGGGCGGAACGACAUCCCAGCAAGACUGAAGCGACAAUUUUCAAUCUUUAACUGUCCAUUGCCAAAUAACGAUUCAAUUGAUAAAAUAUUUAAAGUAAUAGGAGAAGGCCACUACAACGCAAAAAGAGGAUUUACUAUUGAAGUUAGAACACUUAUAAAAAAAAUAAUUCCACUUACAAGAGAACUUUGGUCCAGAACUAGAUUGAAAUUGUUGCCAACACCUGCAAAGUUCCACUACGUAUUUUCUUUACGCGAUUUAUCUAGAGUCUGGCAAGGAAUGGUAGGAACUUUACCUACAGUAAUUGAAUCAGAAAAAUGUUUAAUGCUUUUGUGGAAACAUGAGUGCUCAAGAGUUUUCUCUGAUCGCUUCACUCAUCAACUGGACAAAGAUUGGUUUCACAAAGAGUUAUUUGAUAUAGCUGGUGAAAUGCUCGGGCCAGAAUAUAAAAAGAUGAUGGAAAAAGAUCCAGUGUUUGUAGAUUUUAUGAGGGAUGCUCCUGAACCAACCGGUGAAGAAGGAGAAGAUGCAGACAUGGAAUUGCCAAAAGUUUAUGAACCCGUAUUUGACUAUAACGAAUUACGAGAGCGGCUGGAUAUGUUUCUCUCUCAAUUUAAUGAAAUGGUUCGAGGUUCUGGAAUGGAUUUAGUGUUUUUCCCUGAUGCAAUGCUUCACCUAGUGAAAAUUUCAAGAGUAAUACGACAUCCUCGAGGAAAUGUCAUGCUCGUCGGAGUAGGUGGAUCCGGAAAGCAAUCUCUUACGAAACUAUCUACAUUCAUCGCAGGCUAUCGCUCAUUUCAAAUUGCUUUAACAAGAUCCUACAAUGUUGGCAAUUUCUUAGAAGAUUUGAAAUUACUGUAUAGAUCAUGUGGAGUACAAGGGAAAGGCACGACGUUUAUAUUUACUGAUUUAGACAUCAAAGAAGAAGGAUUCUUAGAAUAUUUAAACAACAUUUUAUCCUCGGGUGUAAUAUCAAAUUUAUUUACUAAAGACGAGCAACAAGAAAUAAUUUCAGAACUGACGCCUAUAAUGAAACGAGAAAAUCAAAAACGAACUUUAACAAAUGAACUAGUUAUGGAAUAUUUCUUGAAUAGAACUUGUCAAAAUUUACAUGUUGUGCUAUGUUUUUCACCAGUGAGUGAAGCUUUCAGAUAUAGAGCUUUACGAUUUCCUGCACUCAUAUCAGGAUGUACAAUAGAUUGGUUUCAACCUUGGCCUAAAGAUGCUUUAGUUUCAGUUGCUGAUCAUUUUUUAUCAGAAUUUGAAAUAGAGUGCACAAAGGAAGUAAAAAAAGAACUUGUUACGGUUUUGGGUACGAUUCAAGAUGUAGUUUCAACUGUUUCUACUGAAUAUUUUCAAAGAUUUCGACGUUCAUCGCACGUUACUCCAAAGUCAUAUCUAAGUUUUAUAGGUGGAUACAAAACUAUAUAUCAAAUGAAACAAAAGGAACUUGGAGAUGGUGCUUUGAGGAUGGAUACAGGUUUGGAAAAACUUAGGGAAGCCUCAAUAUCUGUGGAGGUAUUAAAAAAAGAUUUAGCGAUAAUGGAGCAAGAUCUAGCCUUAGCCUCCGAGAAAGCUGACCGAGUACUAACCGAGGUAACCGAAAGAGCAAUGCAAGCCGAAAUUGUUAAAAAUCAAGUGCAAAUUGUGAAAGAAAAAGCAGAAGCAUUAGUAGCAUUUAUAGCAGAAGAAAAAGAAAAGGCUGAAAUAAAACUAGAAGCCGCGAAACCAGCACUGGAGGAGGCUGAGGCUGCAUUAAAUACUAUUAAGCCAGCACAUAUUGCUACUGUUAGAAAAUUAGGUCGACCACCUCACCUCAUCAUGAGAAUAAUGGAUUGCGUAUUAAUUCUUUUUCAACGAAGAUUACAUCCUCUUAUAUCGGACACAGCUGCACCUUGUCCAAAACCUUCGUGGGCUGAAUCGCUCAAGAUGAUGGCUAGUACAACAUUUUUACUUCAAUUACAAAACUAUCCAAAAGAUAUUAUAAACAACGAAAUGGUUGAACAUCUUACUCCUUACUUUGAAAUGGAAGACUAUAACAUGGAUACAGCAAAAAGAGUAUGUGGGGACGUUGCCGGUUUGCUUUCAUGGACAAAAGCGAUGGCUUUUUUUCAUAGCGUGAAUAAGGAAGUUCUUCCACUCAAAGCAUCAUUGAUGCUUCAAGAAGCUAGACUUAAGGUCGCAAUGGAAGACUUAGCUUCAGCAGAAAGACAACUUGAAGAUAGAGAAAUGUCACUUAGAAAAGUCAAGGAACAAUAUGAAACAGCAGUUUCAGAAAAACAACAACUAACAGAUGCUGCAAAUGUUUGCUUGCGCAAAAUGACUGCUGCUACUCAACUUAUAAAUGGAUUAGGCGGUGAAAAAAUUAGAUGGACACAACAAAGUAAAGAUUUCAAGGAACAGCUUGGAAGAUUAGUAGGAGAUGUUGUUUUAGCCACUGGAUUUUUAUCUUAUUGCGGUCCAUAUAAUCAGGAAUUCAGAUAUAAUCUUUUCAAUACUUGGAUGGGAAUCCUUAAAAAUAAACUUAUACCCGUAACAGAUAAUUUGAACAUAACAAACAUGUUAAUUGAAAGUGCAACCAUAUCCGAAUGGACAUUGCAAGGACUUCCAAAUGACGAAUUAUCAGUACAAAACGCUUUAAUUGUAACCAAGUCAAGUUCCUACCCACUAUUAGUUGAUCCACAAAGUCAAGGAAAAAAUUGGAUCAAAAAUAAGGAGAGUACUAACGAGCUUCAAAUUACUUCCCUAAACCACAAAUAUUUCAGGACACACUUAGAAGACAGCUUGUCACUUGGAAGACCGCUUCUUAUAGAAGAUGUAGGAGUUGAACUUGAUCCCGUGAUUGAUAAUGUAUUGGAGAAAAACUUCAUUAAGUCUGGUUCUAUUGAAAAGGUUAUAGUUGGAGACAAAGAAUGUGAUGUUAUGCCCGGAUUUAUGCUAUACAUUACCACAAAGCUUCCGAACCCAGCAUAUUCUCCAGAAAUAAGCGCCAAAACUUCUAUUAUAGACUUUACAGUCACAAUGCAGGGCCUAGAAGAUCAGUUGUUGGGAAGAGUAAUACUAAUGGAAAAAUCCGACCUUGAAGAAGAACGGGUAGCAUUGUUUGAAUCCGUCAUGAAAAAUCAGAGAAGCAUGAAAGAGUUGGAAAGUAACUUGCUGUGUCGCUUAACAUCUUCUGAGGGCUCAUUGGUAGACGAUGAAGCCUUGAUACAAGUUUUACAAAUAACUAAAACUACAGCAGAAGAAGUAAACGAAAAACUUAAAGUAGCUGAAGUAACAGAGAAAAAGAUUAUCAAGGCUAGGGAAGAGUUUAGAGCUGUUGCUGCAAGGGGUUCUAUUUUAUAUUUUUUGAUAGUAGAGAUGAGUAAUGUUAAUAUUAUGUAUCAAAAUUCGCUAAAGCAAUUUCUGAAUAUUUUUGACAAUUCCAUUACUAAAUCAGUUAAAAGUAAUGUAACUGAAGAAAGAAUAAACAUAAUAUUAAAAUAUUUAACUCAUGAAGUUUGGGCAUUUACUUUGCGAAGUUUAUACGAAAGACAUAAAGCAUUAUUUACUUUAAUGUUGGCAAUGAAAAUUGAUUGCCAAAGGGCCUUAAUAUCUCACGACGAAUUUAUGGCAUUUGUUAAGGGUGGAGCCUCAUUAGAUUUGAAUGCUGUUGCUCCAAAACCUUUUAAAUGGAUUCUAGAUAUCACUUGGUUGAAUUUAGUAGAGAUCAGUAAGCUAAAAACAUUUUCAGAAGUUCUUAAUAAGAUAUCUGAAAACGAAAAAGAAUGGAGAAUAUGGUAUGAAAAAUCUAAACCAGAAGAAGAGACCAUACCAAGCGGAUAUCAUGAAAGUCUUGAUGUCUUUCGAAAGCUUCUCUUAAUACGUUCUUGGAGUCCAGAUCGAACGCUAUCUCAAGCUAGGAAAUACGUUGUCGAUUCUCUUGGACCCGAAUACGGUGAGGGUCGCAUUCUGAAUCUGGAAGCUACAUGGGUCGAAUCUGAACCACGUACACCACUGAUAUGUAUUCUUUCAAUAGGGUCGGACCCGUCCGCACAAAUCGCGUCGCUUGCAAAGUCGAAAGAGAUUGUUCUGAAAGCAGUAUCAAUGGGCCAGGGACAAGAAGUUGUAGCUCGGAAAAUGAUAUCUGACGCAAUGAAUGAAGGAGGAUGGGUUUUACUACAAAAUAUUCACUUGUCAUUACCAUUUUGUGUAGAAGCUAUGGACGCUCUGAUUGAAACUGAACACAUACAAGAAUCAUUUAGGCUUUGGUUAACUACCGAAGUUCACACAGAUUUUCCAAUUGGACUUUUACAAAUGGCUAUCAAGUUUACAAAUGAGCCACCACAGGGUAUAAGGGCAAGUAUGAAAAGAACAUAUCAAAAUAUAACACAAGACACGCUAGAUUAUUCUUCACUGUCGCAAUGGCCACCUCUUUUAUAUGCUGUAGCCUUUUUACAUACCAUUGUUCAAGAAAGGAGAAAAUUUGGUCCAUUGGGUUGGAAUAUACCAUAUGAGUUUAAUCAAGCUGAUUAUGCUGCAAGCGUUCAAUUUAUUCAAAAUCACCUUGACGAAAUAGAUCCAAAAAAAGGUAUUUCAUGGCCAACAAUUUGUUAUAUGCUCGGGGAGGUACAAUAUGGUGGAAGAGUUACUGAUGACUUUGACAAAAGAUUAUUAACUACGUUUACUAAUGUCUGGUUUUGUGAUGUUCUAUUACGACCGGGUUUCGAAUUUUACAAAGGAUACAAAGUACCACAGACAAAAAAUCUUCAAGGGUACGUCGAUUACAUUAAUCAACUUCCACUUACUGAUACCCCAGAGGUUUUCGGUUUGCACGGUAAUGCUGACAUUACUUAUCAAAUCAACAGUGCAAAGGAUAUUUUAGACACAAUUCUUAGUGUACAACCAAAGGAAGGAGGAAGCCAAGGAGGUGAAACUAGAGAAAGCAUUGUAUACAGACUCGCUGAAGACAUGUUAGAAAAGCUGCCUAAGCAGUACGUCUCAUUUGAAGUGAGAGAAGCCUUACAAAAAAUGGGUUCUUUUCUUCCCAUGAACAUUUUCUUGAGACAAGAAAUAGAUAGAAUACAGUGUGUAAUAAAAACUGUUCACACAACACUUUGCGAUCUGAAAUUAGCAAUAGACGGGACGAUUGUCAUGAGUCAGGGACUGCGAGAGUCACUAGACGCAAUGUACGACGCACGGAUUCCACAACAAUGGUCAAAGGUGUCCUGGGAAUCAGCAACAUUAGGGUUUUGGUAUACAGAGCUCUUGGAACGUGAACUUCAGUAUAGAAUUUGGCUACGAAAUGGACGACCGAAUGCUUUCUGGAUGACGGGAUUUUUUAAUCCACAAGGAUUUUUAACGGCAAUGCGACAGGAAGUGACUCGUAGUCAUAAAGGUUGGGCUUUAGACUCUGUGGUACUUCAAAAUCACAUAACUAAAUUUAACCGAGAAGAUUUGCAUGACGGGCCAGCUGAGGGAGUAUACGUGUAUGGACUUUUUCUAGAAGGGGCUUCUCUGGACAGGAAAUCUGGAAAGCUUAUUGAAUCGAAACCGAAAGUGUUAUACGAGCAAAUGCCCGUUAUUUAUAUUUUCUCCAUAAACACUACCGCAGGUAAGGAUCCGCGGCUAUAUGAGUGUCCUAUAUACAGAAAACCUCAACGAACAGACGCUAAAUAUGUGGGAUCCAUUGAUUUUGAAACAGAUAGCAACCCAAGACAUUGGACCUUACGCGGUGUAGCUUUGUUGUGUGAUAUAAAAUAAAUUUACUUAA